AUGCGUAGAUCCAUCGCGACUGGGUUUACGCCGAUAGCGAAAAGGCUCAUCCUUUACAGGAAUCCCGUGGAGACAGUUAACCCUGGAGCUGCUCCUUCCUUCAGCCUUUGCGGUUUCAGUUUCUGGGUACGAGCUUUUUCUAAUCACCGAGACAAUUUGAGAAGCGAUCUCCACAAUCUUCAGCUUAAUGAGGCUCUCGAUUUAUUCACUCGGAUGGCUCACACUCGCCCACUUCCUUCCACUGGCGAUUUCACUAGAUUGCUGAGUGCAGUCUCCAAGAUGAACAGGUACGAAGCUGUGAUCUCCCUCUUUGACCAAAUGCAAAUGCUGGGGAUCUCAACGGUUGUGUACACCUGCAACAUCGUCAUGAACUCUCUGUGCCAAUCCUCUCAGCCUCAUCUUGCUUCGUCUUUCCUUGGGAAGAUGAUGAAACUUGGUUUCGAGCCUGAUGUAGUCACCUUUACUUCUCUGCUCAAUGGACUCUGUCGUAGGAAUAGAAUCGACGAUGCCGUAGCUUUGUUUAAUCAGAUUCUCCAAAUAGGAUAUAGACCUAAUGUUGUGACAUACACCACACUGAUUCACUGUCUCUGCAAGAACGGGCAUGUGAAUCACGCGAUGUACCUUUUCAACCAGAUGGAGACCAAUGGGGUUAGACCUAAUGUCGUCACCUACAACUCGCUCGUAACCGGUCUCUGUGAUUCCCGUAGAUGGAUAGAUGCCGCUUGGCUGCUCAGAGACAUGAUGAAGAGGAAGAUCGAACCUAACGUGAUCACUUUCACUGCGUUGAUCGAUGCGUUUGUGAAAGCUGGGAAGCUUCUUGAUGCUAAAGAACUGUACAGGGUAAUGAUAAAGAUGUCUAUAGCUCCUAACGUUUUCACUUACAACUCACUCAUCAACGGGUUUUGCAUCUACGGUCGACUAAAUGAGGCUAUGCGAAUGUUCUAUCUGAUGGAAAGCAAAGGCUGUUCCCCGAACAUAGUGACUUAUACUACUCUCAUACAUGGAUUGUGCAAGUCUAAGAGAGUAGAGGAAGGAGUGAGGAUCUUUUACGCCAUGUCAGGGAAAGGGUUAGUCGCCAACGCAAUCACUUACACGUCUCUUAUCCAAGGUUACUGUCUGGUGGGGAAACCUAGUGUUGCACAACAAGUGUUCAACCAGAUGGGUUCUCAUGGUGUUCAACCAGAUAUUAGGACCUACAACGUUCUGCUAGAUGGUCUGUGUUGUAACGGGCAGGUAGAGAAAGCGCUGGUGAUAUUCGAGCACAUGCGGAAGAGAGAGAUGGGUGUUAGUAUCGUUACGUAUACCAUCGUGAUCCAAGGGAUGUGCAAGGCUGGUAAGGUGGAAGAUGCUUUUGAUUUAUUUUGUAGCCUUUUCUCCAAAGGAGUGAAGCCUAACGUUGUAACGUACACCACAAUGAUAUCGGGGUUUUGUAGGCAAGGCCUAAUUCGUGAAGCUGAUGCGCUGUUUAAGAGAAUGAGAGAAGAUGGGUUCUCGCCAAAUGAGCGUGUGUCUUAA
Molecule: messenger RNA, 1515 nt
Organism: Thlaspi arvense
Lineage: Eukaryota; Viridiplantae; Streptophyta; Magnoliopsida; Brassicales; Brassicaceae
Source: the annotation of a GenBank genome assembly